AUGGAUCUAGAUGCGAUACAGACUCUGAUGGGUGAUUUGGCCGACCAAGCAUCUGUUGCCUUCCGCAAGGUUCCCGGCUCGGCCGUGCUGAUACGAUACAUACAGUCGAGCUACCAGAAUGACCCGGUGCGCUCUGCCAUCGAGCUGGUCCUCGUGCUCUUUUUCAUCCGCUACCUACUAUCGCCGUCGUAUUCCACCGACAAGCAGAAUUUUGUCAAGCUCAGCGAAGAUGAAAUCGACGAGUUAAUUGAUGAGUGGACUCCCGAGCCCCUUCUCGCAGACCAGACUCCAACCGAGCUCCUCGAGAGUGAGAGGACACCUGUCAUUGUCGGCCCUACUGGACCCAAGACUAAACUCGCCAACGGCCGUACCGUCACGAACCUUGCCUCGUACAACUUUUACAACUUCAAUGCCAAUGAGCAGAUCAAGGAGAAGGCUGUCCAGACGCUCCGCACCUAUGGUGUUGGGCCGUGCGGUCCUCCCCAGUUCUACGGUACCCAGGACGUCCAUGUCAAGGCUGAGGCCGACAUUGCCGCGUACCUAGGCACAGAAAGCUGCAUUGUGUACGCUCAGGCCUUCUCGACCAUCUCCAGUGUGAUCCCCUCCUUCUGCAAGCGUGGCGACGUCAUUGUCGCCGACCGCGCCGUCAACUACUCUAUCCGUAAAGGCCUCGAGGCUUCCCGCUGCAAUAUUCGUUGGUUCGACCACGGCGACAUGGAGGAUCUGGAGAAGGUGAUGGCAAACGUAGUCAAGGAGCAGGCCAAGGCUAAGAAGCUGACGCGCCGUUUCAUCGUGACUGAGGGACUCUUUGAGACUGUCGGCGACGCCACAGACCUGCCGCGCCUCAUUGAGCUCAAGGAAAGGUACAAGUUCCGCAUCAUCCUCGACGAGACCUGGUCAUUUGGCGUGCUGGGCCGUACCGGCCGCGGUCUCACCGAGGCUCAGAAUGUGGACCCCCAGCAGGUCGACAUGAUUAUCGGAUCCCUCGCUGGGCCUCUCUGUGCUGGAGGCGGCUUCUGCGCUGGAGCCCAGGAUGUCGUCGUCCACCAGCGCAUCACGUCCACCGCCUACACCUUUUCGGCCGCCCUCCCCGCCAUGCUGGCUGUCACGGCUAGCGAGACGGUCAGCCUGCUCCAAUCCAACCCCGACAUCCUCACCCAGUGCCGCGACAACAUCAAGGCCAUGAGGGCCCAGCUCGACCCUCGCAGCGACUGGGUCAUCUGCACCAGCAGCCCCGAGAACCCCGUCAUGCUCCUCGUCCUGAAGCCCGACGUUGUCAGCUCGCGCAAACUCGACCUCGAGGACCAGGAGAAGAUUAUCAUAGACUGCAUUGAAGAGUCACUGGUCAACGGUGUCCUUAUUACUAGGUUGAAGACACAGCCCUUUGAUUCUAUUAAGGACAAGGGCGGUAACGGCACGAUUCCCCAACCCGCUCUGAAGGUCUGCAUCACCACUGCUCUAUCUAAGAAGGAUAUUGAGAAGGCCGGAACGACCAUCAGACACGCCAUAACCAAGGUCAUGACGCGCAAAUCAACCAGCAAGUCUUCCUAG
Messenger RNA from Geosmithia morbida, 1551 nucleotides. RefSeq names its product serine palmitoyltransferase. Gene Ontology annotation, cellular component: endoplasmic reticulum. The record is from RefSeq and is a predicted model, not a curated record. NCBI's taxonomy places the organism in Eukaryota, Fungi, Ascomycota, Sordariomycetes, Hypocreales, Bionectriaceae. The transcript has 4 exons. The coding region runs from base 1 to 1551 and encodes 516 amino acids. Gene Ontology annotation, biological process: sphingosine biosynthetic process; ceramide biosynthetic process. Gene Ontology annotation, molecular function: serine C-palmitoyltransferase activity; pyridoxal phosphate binding.